Messenger RNA from Cyphomyrmex costatus, 5898 nucleotides. It is a transcript of the gene Dlg5, whose product is annotated as MAGUK family member discs large 5. Gene Ontology annotation, biological process: negative regulation of hippo signaling. The record is from RefSeq and is a predicted model, not a curated record. Bases 1 to 5853 code for a protein of 1950 amino acids. Gene Ontology annotation, molecular function: protein binding. NCBI's taxonomy places the organism in Eukaryota, Metazoa, Arthropoda, Insecta, Hymenoptera, Formicidae. Gene Ontology annotation, cellular component: plasma membrane. The transcript has 12 exons.
AUGGCUUCUGGUGCAUCCUCCUUGGACAGUGCUGGGAGCAGCGAUGGUGCGCUUAAUAUGGAGGGGGAUAGUGGAAGCUAUGGCAGUGUUGGAAGCCCAGUUGGUGGUCCUGAAUGUCGUAGCGACUAUGACAGUGUGCAGGCUCAAUGUGAUCAGGCGAUUCAUCAGCUUCAGCUACUUAGACAUAAGCACUCCGAUACCAUAAGACGGUGUGAGAUUACUAUGAAAGAAUUGGAGUAUUAUCGGGGGCAACAUAUAGCAGUCAUGAAUCAACUGGAAGCCACAUCGCAAGAAAGCUCUUCGUUACGAGCAAAAUAUAGUGAUCUAGCAAACGACAAACAACGGUUGGACCGAGAAGUCCAGUCACUGCAGAAAGAACUUUCAGAAUUGCAGCGCAUACAGAAUCAAGAGGUUCUCGUCGCUGAUGCCACGGGGAACGAUGCUAUGAAUCAGCACUAUCUCUCCGCGUUACGAAAAUACGAAGCCGUUAAGGACGAAUACGAUUCCCUCAGGAAACGAUACGACGAUCUUAUAUCAUCUCAUUCUUCCGCCGUUAAUAAGCUAGAGUUAUCGCAAGAGGAAGCAAAGAGACUAAAGAAGCAGUACGAGAGCGUUCUAGAGGAACGUAACAGCGUACUCCGCGAGCGCAACGGUUUGAAACAGCAGUGCACCGCCGCGAUUCGCCAGUGGGAUAUUGCAUUGAGAGAAAGAAACGAAUAUCGUGAAGCGCUCGCAAAGGUACAGCAACAGCACGAGGAGGCGGUCAAGGAGAUCAAUCAGGCGAUGAUGCUCCGUAUGAAGGCCAGCAAGGAUAUGAAACGUCUCACAGAAGAACGAAAUGCCGCCUUGCAGGAAUACAGCCUGAUCAUGGGAGAACGAGACACAGUACACAAGGAAAUUGAGAAGUUGGGUGACGAUCUCACGCAAGCAUACACGAAAGUCACGCAUUUGGAAACGCAGAAUAAGCAGCUUGUUGAGGAGAAGAAAACAUUGUCAUAUCAAAUUGAGACUUUAAAGAGAGAGAUCUCUUCUGCUUUACAAGAUAGAGACGACGCCUUGAAGCUGUGCAAUGAAUUACGGCAGAAAUUUGGCGAUUACUCCGAAGGUUCUAGCAGAGACUAUAAACAUCGUUUGGAAUUGAAUUCGCUCAGUCAUGAACGCGACAGUGUCAGUAAGGAGGCAGAAAAGGAGACUAAUACGAGAGAUUACGCGACGCGAGACAAGCAACGCAUGGAUAAUUUGGAGCAAGCUAAUUUAGAGUUGGAUAAACUCAGGAAAUCCGUGGAGAAGCUUCAUGGGGAGCUGGAGGAGGCCCUUCAAGAGGCCGAGGUGUCUAAGAGAAGGAGAGAUUGGGCCUUCAGCGAGCGUGACAAAAUAGUGCUGGAACGUGAGAGCAUAAGAACUCUGUGUGAUAGAUUACGGAAGGAGCGCGAUCGCGCGGUCUCCGAAUUGGCCGGCGCCCUACGCGAUUCCGACGAUAUUAAGAAGCAACGAAACGAAGCGUCGAAGGAAUUGAAGGAUCUGAAGGAGAAAAUUGAGUUUGGUGACCAUGCAUUGCGAACUAGUCAGUUGGCGCAGAUUGAUGAUAGUAACGACUGGGAUAUGAUUCCAAUUCACGUGGAACCCGGCAGGAUCUGCUUGGAUUCAGAUCGCGGUGACUUGGGACUGAUUCUCGUCGGCGGUCGCGACAGUCCAUAUUAUCCGAAUGACACUGGCGUCUACGUCGCGCAAGUGACCCAGGGUAGCGCCCUCGAUGGUAAACUACGGGUGAACGAUUGUAUUGUGCGAGUGAAUAAUGUCGACUGUACGUCUGUAUCGACCCGUGUAAUCUUAGAGACUCUGCGCUCGUCCACCGUGAAUCCGGCAACACUAAUCGUAAAGCGACGUCGGAUAACCAGACGAUCAUUGAGAACUACACAGCUGUCGGUCGGCACAGUGCCACACGGUAUUACUCUAGAACUUGGCAUCUACAUUUCGAAAAUAUCGCCCGGCAGCUUAGCGGCUAAAGAUGGAAACCUUGCCGUGGGAGACAGAGUAUUAAACAUUAAUAGUAAACCCAUGGACACUAUAACUACAGCGCAUGAAGCGAUGGCUAUUCUAAACGAUGAUACUGUAGACGUACUAACCAUCACUACAUUGAAAGGUAUUCCAGUACCCUCCGCUGCCAGCUCGGAAACGGUGACGAUAGACGGCAGUUUCGUUGCAGAGAAACAAAAGAUGGUAAAUAGCUGUUCGCAGACUGAGCAAGAAAGAAUGAUGCUGAAAGCCUCAUCAGAUGACUACGAGAGACGAUAUCUGUCAACGAAUUUCGCUGACCGUAACGUCUACAAGGCUGCGAAAUCUGUAAGCGGCGAAAAAUCGAGCGGAAUCAGCAAUGCUUGGGACAAUUUCCGGGAGAAGAUUGAUAUAGUACGUGGUCGUAAACAUAGCAAGGAGCGCGACGAGAGCAAGAAAAAGAGCCAUCGCAACUCUAGUCCGAAUACGUUCGAGCAGGAGCAAGACGCGAUAGCAGAACUGGAUUCGGUGAUCGACAGCUACCACAAGAAGGCGAGCAAUAGCAACAACGGCGUGUUAAAGCGCAGCAAACGCCGCGGUGCUGAGAAGAUCGAGAAGAACGGCGGCACGUGGCCAAAGGCACGCGGCGGACCCCUCAUACAAAAUGGGACCGGUACUAUAUUGCACCCGCGCAAAUCGAAAGAACGUUUUCCUCUCAGUGUACUCCUGCAUCCACCAAAAUACGAUAACUAUAGUUAUAAUCGUAUCUCCAACCCCAUCCCCUUGACCAAUUUUUCCAAUGUCAAUAAUCGUCAUACCGUUUACAAAGCAGUGGAGACCCCGCUACCGAGCUUCAAGACCGGACAGCUCUUUAACCAGAAGCCAUCGUUCACGCCGGCGGUGCAGUUCAAGGACAUCCCGAUCGACGGUGGCAGUAAGAAGCCGCCGUCGACGGAGUUCGAGAGCAGCACGUCGGAGACCGGGCGACUUGGCUCCGCGCUGGCGCCAUCCGAGACUAGCAUCGAUUUCUCGGUCAAGUCCGGCGGUGCCAGCCGCGACGUUGACUCGUACUUCGCGAACAAACGGCCGCAAAAGUAUACUACGGGCAGCAGUAGCGAUACGCAGGUGACCACGGAUACGCUACAGCACAAUCGCGUUCACUCACAACUCUACUCGUCGGGCAUCGGUGGUUCAUCCACGUCUGCCGCGUCGACCACCAGCGGGCCGACGUCGCGACAGCAAUUGGCACCUGGUAACUUUCCGUUUCCCUCGCAUCAUCCGUACGCCGCGUCGUCGCACCUGCAUCAUCUGCAUCCGCAUCCCACGCAGCACCAGAAUUCCUUGCCCUUGCGUUAUCCCUCGCCACCGUCGUUGCCGUCCGCGCAAUCAGGCGAGUCCAUAGGCCUGCCUGACGCACGUACCUACUGUUUCGAGCCUCCGUAUAGCCCUGGACCUUCGCAGACGACCCCGACCACUUUCGGCCAUCUGCACACGCCCUCCAUAGAUCUGCACUAUCACAAGUCACGUGCACUUCCGCUCGGUAUACCCUGCGACACGUCUAUCUACGGGCACGGAUACGAAGGUGGCACAUUGCCAGGCCGGAAGGAAGACCAGCGCAUCCGUAUACCGUCCAACACUAGUGUCACGUCCAAGAGUAGUGUUGGCAAAUUGUCUACUGGCAGCAUAGAAAGAACCUCCGAGCGUGGCAGCCCGAUGCCGACGUUCCACGUAGAAGUGUUGAGCCCAGGCACUGGUAGCACUAGCGGGAUUGGAAGUAGUGGUGGCACUGUCAGAGGAAGCAGUAGCAGCAACAAGCGGGCCAGCAUGCCAGAUUACUGUUACUCGCAACCACGACCGGCACCUGGAGAACUACGCAGGGUCCACAUAGACAAGUCCGUGGAACCGCUGGGAAUUCAAAUCUCAUGCCUGGAGAGUGGUGGUGUGUUUGUCUCCACCGUAUAUGAGCACAGUCUGGCAUCGCAGGUCGGCCUACAAAUUGGUGACCAAUUGUUGGAGGUUUGCGGUAUAAAUAUGCGAAGUGCGACCUACCAACUGGCUGCUAAUGUUCUACGUCAGUGUGGUAACUCGAUUACAAUGCUGGUGCAAUACAGCCCGGAUAAAUACACCGAGUUAGAAGGCUCGGCAUCCUCGAGUUCGUCGGAAGCCGGCGAUGGAGCUGCGACCGGAAGUCGUAGCGGCUCGCCAACUCCGUGCAAUAGUCCAGAAGCACCUCGAAAGAGUACAGUGGAAACACUGGAACCUGCUGAACCCGAACGUGACGCAACCAUCACUAUCACCACCACCGCUCCUACCGUUACCACUACUGCCGCACCUACAAUGAGUACACUGCGCGUCGAACACAUGCGGCCAUCCGCCUCGCUAGAGGUAAGAAGCACACAAGAGCGGGAACGCGAGAUGAGGCCCUCUGCGUCGUUGGACAUCAAUAUUCGCAAACCAGAACUUCGCAGCGCUGCCACGUUAGAUCGAUUGAGUCGUGCACAGAUGCAACGGCAAAACGCGAUGAGAAGUCCUACACAGGAGGAACAGAAUCGAAAGCCACCACCGAGUGGUGAGCCCCGAUAUCUAUUGAUUGAGACCAGGAAAUGCUCGAACCUUGGUAUAUCGUUAGUGGGUGGAAACGGUGUCGGUAUUUUUGUGCAUUCUGUUCAGCCAGGCUGUCUCGCUGAAGAGGCCGGUUUGUUUGCUGGAGAUAGGAUUCUAGAAUACAACGGCGUAGAUCUGAGACAGGCAACCGCCGAGCAAGCCGCGCUUGAACUGGCUCGACCGGCCGACAAAGUGACGUUAGUCUCUCAGUACAUGCCAGAGCGAUAUAACGAAGUGAAAGACAAACCAGGCGACAGUUUCUACGUGAAGGCAUUGUUUGAUAGAACCGGCGAAGUGGGUGAUAGUCUGCAGCUACGAUUUAGUAAAGAUGACAUUCUUUACGUGGAUAAUACUAUGUUCAAUGGCACACCAGGCCACUGGCGCGCCUGGAUAGUUGAUCAGACCGGUCGUAGGCAAACUUGCGGGAUAAUUCCAAGUAAAUUUAAGGUCGAAGAAGAAUUGCUCCUACGUCGAUCUUUAGGCGACUUGGAACAAGAUACUGGCAAACGCAGCAAUACUAGUGCGAGAAGAAGUUUCUUCCGUCGAAAAAAACAGCAACAACGGUCAUCCAGUAGUAGAGAUAGUUGUAAAGAAAUAUCGCAUCUUACGGGAGUCAAUUUGGGAUGGUACAGUGACAGUGGUACAUUAAACGAAGACACUCUUCCAGCGAGUUAUCAGCGCGUCGAGAGACUUGAUUAUCCUACUCUGAGACCCUUGCUGAUCGCUGGUCCGCUCAGCGAAUGCGUGGUAACAAAACUUUUGCAAGAAUACCCGGGACAGUUUACUAGAUGUCUGGCGGAAGCAAUGCAUUGUUCGCAAUCAACUUUGGAGCAAGGAUUACGCGAUUCGCUCUAUGUUGAUUAUAGGAAAAAGGGCAGCUACUUUGAAUGCACAACAGUGCAAGCCGUUAAAGAUAUAUGUGAAAAGAAUACAUACUGUAUUUUGGAUGUAUCAAUGGCUUCCAUUGAAAGGCUUCAUAGACAUCAAAUUUAUCCUAUCGUCCUUUUAAUCAAAUUCAAGGAUAGGACGCAAAUUAAAGAGGUCAAGGAUUCCAGAUAUCCAAGCGAUAAAAUCAGUACAAAGGCUGCAAAAGAGAUGUUCGAGCAAGCGCUUAAAAUAGAAGCAGAGUACAAGCAUUAUAUUUCUGCCGUGAUUCCAGCAGGCGUGAGUGUGGCAUACAUAUGCACACAGGUGAAAGCCUCAGUAGAAGAGGAACAGAGCAAAGCACUGUGGAUUCCUAGAGGAGGUCCCUGACACAAAAGGGGGGGUCCCCACAAGCCGCAGUGGAAGUCAAUCUAA